CCUCUCUUUCCUUUCUGUCAGAGUUUACUGAGCGUCGGGGCUUUAACUCUGAGGCACGGCAGAACCAUCCACCACAGUCCUGCAUGCAGGAGUCCCCUCAUACCUAUAGUGGUGGAGCAGACGGGGAGAGGAGAACGGGCGUACGACAUCUACUCUCGCCUCCUGAGGGAGAGAAUCAUUUGUGUUAUGGGUCCGAUUGACGACAACGUAGCCAGUCUGGUUAUCGCCCAGCUGCUCUUCCUGCAGUCAGAAAGCAACAACAAGCCCAUACACAUGUACAUCAACAGUCCUGGCGGCGUUGUGACCUCAGGGCUGGCCAUUUAUGACACUAUGCAGUACAUCCUGAACCCCAUCUCCACCUGGUGUGUGGGCCAGGCAGCCAGCAUGGGCAGCCUGCUCCUGGCAGCGGGUACGAGUGGCAUGAGGCAUUCGCUGCCCAACGCCCGCAUCAUGGUGCACCAGCCUUCAGGCGGGGCCAGGGGCCAGGCCACAGACAUCGCCAUCCAGGCCGAGGAGAUCCUCAAGCUGAAGAGACAGAUCAACAACAUCUACGCUAAGCACACGGGGCAGCCGCUGGAAACCAUCGAGAGCGUGAUGGAGAGAGAUCGCUACAUGAGCCCAAUGGAGGCUCAGGACUUUGGCCUCAUCGAUCGGGUCCUGGUCCAUCCGCCCCAGGCAGGCCAGGAUGAGCCAGAGCUGGUGCAGAAAGAACCACCAGCAGCAGCAGGCAGUCCGUCUCCACAGCCAGAGUCUGCAGCCCCAGAUCAGACCUCCAUCACCACCAACCCCCCCUCCUCAUGUAAACCAGAACCUUGAACUCUGCAGCAGUCUGAUCUUUGAUCCGACGGGCUCUGACAGCAGAACCAGGCUGCUGUUUGGUUCUUUAGCAGUUAUCUCCUCCAUCGCCUCUCUGGUGAUCGGUUCACUUUUAAACAAGCAGACUUUCCUCCCUAUAGUGAAUGAAAUGAUCCUGCAGGCCUCAGCAGGCAGCGUUCAGAGAGAAGCUCACUGAUCAGAAGGUUUCUGGCUGUGAAAGACCAGGAGCUCACCGAAAAAUAUACAGGAGCCUGUUUCUCUUUUCUUCAGGUUUCUAAUAAAGACGAUUAGUUUGACCUCAGAGUGUCUGU
This is a messenger RNA of Cyprinodon variegatus (sheepshead minnow), 1127 nucleotides long. RefSeq names its product caseinolytic mitochondrial matrix peptidase proteolytic subunit (gene clpp). The transcript has 6 exons. Bases 187 to 816 code for a protein of 209 amino acids. Lineage: Eukaryota; Metazoa; Chordata; Actinopteri; Cyprinodontiformes; Cyprinodontidae. Gene Ontology annotation, molecular function: ATP-dependent peptidase activity; ATPase binding; serine-type endopeptidase activity. The record is from RefSeq and is a predicted model, not a curated record. Gene Ontology annotation, cellular component: endopeptidase Clp complex. Gene Ontology annotation, biological process: protein quality control for misfolded or incompletely synthesized proteins.